This is a messenger RNA of Phialemonium atrogriseum, 1261 nucleotides long. RefSeq names its product haloacid dehalogenase. Lineage: Eukaryota; Fungi; Ascomycota; Sordariomycetes; Cephalothecales; Cephalothecaceae. The transcript has a single exon. The record is from RefSeq and is a predicted model, not a curated record. Bases 429 to 1166 code for a protein of 245 amino acids.
CGUUUCAAAUGAUGCACAACCUUCAUUGAUAACUAAAAAUAGCCGUGUCGCUUCCAAAACCAACAGCCAACGAAUCACUGCAUCGUCGUACCCCCGUUUCAAAUGAUGCACAACUCAGCACAAUGACAGGGAGCAGAAUGCUUCUAGUAGGCGCGCGCGUCUGAGGAGCGACAAAAGAGACUCUGCCUAGCAAUCCGCCGAAACAUCCCUCCGAUGCUUUGGCGGCUGCAGAGGGUAAGGCGCGGCCUCGUGAUCCGCCCCUCGCCGAUCUCUUGUUUAAUCAGGGAGGUAGUGGGUGAAGAAGCCUGUCAGCGCAGAAAAGGCGGGGGCCGCCGCAUCUCGAGCCAGCCAGCGUACAGUUCGUACAAAUCCCACCAUCCAAGACAGCAGCAAAGACCAGUGCGGCAUCGUCACCGAAUAAGAAUACAAUGGCAAACUUGUCGGAUUUCCAGGUUCUGUCGUUUGACGUCUACGGCACUCUGAUCGACUGGGAACGCGGCAUGUUAGCUGCUCUACAGCCCCUCCUAGAAGCCAAUGACGCAACUUCUUCCCACUCCCGUCAGCAACUUCUGGAGGGAAUCCACGAGCUGGAGCGUGAACAGCAAGCGAAAACCCCUGGCAUGCGAUACUCAGAAGUGCUCACGGCAAUCCACCCUCUCACCGCUGCCAGAUUUGGAUUUGCCGAGCCCACGGCGGACGAAUCUGUGGCGUUUGGGGCUUCGGUCGGCCAAUGGCCCGCAUUCCCAGAUACCGUCGAAGCACUCCGUCGGCUCUCCAAGCAUUACAAGCUGGUUGUUCUGUCGAACGUGGACCGCGAGUCCUUCGCGGUAACCAACGCCGGCCCUCUCCAGGGGUUUACGUUCGACAUGGUCAUCACGGCUCAGGAUGUCGGCUCCUACAAACCAGACCCCCGGAAUUUCGAGUACAUGAUCGCGCAGGUGAAGGACAAGUUCGGAGCAGACAAGCAUCACAUUCUCCAGACUGCGCAAAGCCAAUUCCACGACCACCACCCGGCCGGUGCGAUGGGAAUCAAAUCGUGCUGGAUUGUACGCCCUGGAGCAGUGAUGGGCGAUCGGGACGGCGAGAUCUACGACUGGAGAUUUGACACCUUGGGCGAGAUGGCAGAUGCACUGGAGACCGAAUUGGCGGUGGCUAGGGGGUGCUAGGGGAACUGGUUAGCCAUUAACCUGUAACCAGCUGCUGUCGUUGAGAAUCGGUCUUUUCUUGUGAUAGUUGCUAUUAUUAUUAUGUUCAUUUCGGU